AUGUCGUCAGCAGUGGCAACAAUUCACACAGUAGCUAUAUGGUUGAACUACUUUUUUGGUAUACCAAUUAUUGUAUUUGGCAUGAUCGGGGCCGUCCUAACGAUUAUUGUUUUCAUGCGACAACGGGCAUUUUGGCAAAAUCCGACCAUCAUUUAUCUACUUGCAGGUUCUAUCACAACUAUAGUGCACUUACCAACGGUUUAUCUGCCAGUUGUUCUUGCUCAAGGUUUUGGCAUUGUCUUAUUUGCUCAAUACGACAUCAUUUGUCGACUAUUCAAUUAUUUUCUGUAUGCAACAACGGUUUCAUCUAUUUAUUUUCCGUGCCUAGCUGCAUUCGAUCAAUACGCAAGUACAAGUCGUCAUGCUGCCUUUCGGAAUCGUUGGCACAGCGUAAAAGCUGUGCGCUGGGCAAUUUUUGUAAUGGUUCUGUUCUGGUCACUUCUAUACCUUCCAGUUCUGAUUGUCAGUCAACUUACACGUAGUAACGGGUGUUAUAUAACAAAUUAUUAUAUCAGAACAGUGACUAAUUAUGUUACCGUGCCAUUAUUUUUCACUGUGGUUCCGGUGUUUUUGAUUAUUUUUUGUCUUCAAGGUAUUCUUCGAAAUCUUCGUCAACUUAAACUACACAAUGCACAACAAGAUCGAUUUGAACGGCAAAUUCGUCGAAUGUUAAUUGCACAAAUACUUGUUCUUGCUGUUUCAGGAUUUCCUUUUGCAUUGGAGUCCGUUUAUCUCGAAGCAACGGCAAAUAUAGUGAAAACAAAUCUUCGUAGCGCUGUUGAAAGCAUCAGUCUUGAAGUUCUUCGCUUCUUUUUCCAUGUGAAUUUUGUGGGUACGUUUUAUAUCUAUUUAUAUAUCUCUAGUGAAGUGCGCAAAACACUUUUGCAAUUUUUUCUGAGAAUCGUCGGCUAUAACAUAAUCGUUCCUGUCACAACAACUGGCGCCAAUCAUAUAAUCGGGCCGACACAUAAUUCGACUAAUCCAGCUUGA
Molecule: messenger RNA, 990 nt
Organism: Adineta ricciae
Lineage: Eukaryota; Metazoa; Rotifera; Eurotatoria; Adinetida; Adinetidae
Source: the annotation of a GenBank genome assembly